GCCGUCAGCCAUGAAGAACGACAGAAACAAGCCCUUGGCCUUGCCUCAUUUACGCAGGAUACUCCUCUUCGUGCUACCACUACCAGUAGCGCUUCUCUUCUUCUCCUUGGGUUUUGUCCUCGGCAUGACCUCCAGCGCAAGCGUCGAAAACCUCUACUUCCCUUUCGUUACACCCUCGCCCUCUGCUAAGCCGCCGUCGACGGCUACGUCAUUGCCACCGACCACGAUCAGCGCCAUGCACAACAUGACCGACGAGGAGCUGUUCCGGUGGGCGUCCAUGGCAACGAAAGUCGACGGGACGCCGUACCACCGGGUGCCCAAGGUCGCCUUCAUGUUCCUGGUGAGAGGGGACCUGCCUCUGCGACCUCUGUGGGAGAAGUUCUUCGAGGGACACCAUGGCCUCUACUCCAUUUACGUGCAUGCGAAUCCCUCUUACACUGGGUCGCCGCCGAGGGACUCCGUGUUCCACGGUCGCAUGAUCCCAAGCCAGAGAACGACGUGGGGAGGCGUCACCCUCGUGGACGCGGAGCGCCGGCUCCUGGCGAACGCGCUGCUGGACCUCGGCAACGAGCGCUUCGCGCUGCUGUCGGAGUCGUGCAUCCCCGUCUACAACUUCCCCACCGUGUACGCCGUCCUCACCGGCUCCGGCGGCGCCAGCUUCGUGGAGAGCAUCGCGACGCCGGCGCGCUACAGGCCCCUGUUCGCGCUCCGCAACAACGUCUCCGUCGCGCAGUGGCGCAAGGGCUCCCAGUGGUUCGAGGUGGACCGCGCCCUCGCCGCCGAGGUCGUCGCCGACGGCGCCUACUUCCCGACGUUCCGGGAGAACUGCGCCGGCGAGAGGUUCUGUGUCGUGGACGAGCACUACGUGCCGACGCUGGUGAGCGUGCUGGGGUGGGGGCGGCGCAACGCCAACCGGACGCUCACGUUCGCGGACUGGGACCCGAAGCGGCGGACGGGGUCCCACCCGCGCACCCACAGGGCGGAGGAGGUGACGGAGGAGCUGAUCGGGAGGAUCAGGAGGGGAGGGGCGGGCAGGAGUAACUGCACCUACGAUGACGGGGCGAGCGGCGUCUGCUUCCUGUUCGCGAGGAAGUUCGCGCCGGACACGCUCCAGCCGCUGCUUCGUUUGGCUCCAAAGGCCAUGGGGUUUGGGUGAGAUGAAGGUCGUCGACAAGGUUUGUCAAAACAAAAUUGCGUUGGGAUGUUCUAGGGUAAUAAGCUCAUAAAUGUUCUUAAUAAGAUUAGGAAUGCAAAAUAAAGACAAUCCAAAACAUAUCCACCCAGGUAACUAGGUAAUCAUUUUAAUUUAGGAUCGACUAAUUGUUAUUUUAGUGAUAGCCGAUGUUCAUAUUGACAAUUGCCUAUGGUGACCUUUUUCAUUCUUAAGGUAUUCCGGGA
This is a messenger RNA of Setaria italica (foxtail millet), 1398 nucleotides long. RefSeq lists its product as uncharacterized. The transcript is spliced from 2 exons. NCBI's taxonomy places the organism in Eukaryota, Viridiplantae, Streptophyta, Magnoliopsida, Poales, Poaceae. Bases 11 to 1156 code for a protein of 381 amino acids. Gene Ontology annotation, molecular function: glycosyltransferase activity. The record is from RefSeq and is a predicted model, not a curated record. Gene Ontology annotation, cellular component: membrane.